Molecule: messenger RNA, 959 nt
Organism: Pelodiscus sinensis (Chinese soft-shelled turtle)
Lineage: Eukaryota; Metazoa; Chordata; Testudines; Trionychidae
Source: RefSeq, a predicted model, not a curated record
GGGGCUUCCCCCAUUCCCCACCCGCGUCUACUCCUCGCCCAGCUCAUGGGGGCGGGGGCAGCCUAGCCUGGGCACAGGGCAUCGCCCACGGCUCGAGUGAUUGCCAUGGGGCUGCCCAUAGGCACCAGUGUUCAAAUCCCCACCUCACCCAGCAUCCCAGCAGUGGUCGUCUCCAGCUCUCCUCCAUGCCCCCCCCGGCUGGCUUCAGUGUCGCCAGAUGGAAGCUACAAGUCCCAGAGUGCCCACAGGAUUACUCAUGGUGGAUGUGUGGAGACCAUAAAUUAUGCAGAAAACCUCAAAGAAGAACAAACAGGAAGGUACUUCAUGUAAAGAACGGACCAUCCUUCCAUCAUCCAAAAAGAAAGAAGAAAGUCAGGAGGACUUUGUGGAGCUGCUGCCUCCAGAAGUCACCUUGAAAAUUUUCAAUGAACUGGACGUUCAGAGCUUAUGCAAAGCUGCAAUGACUUGCAAGAGCUGGAAUCGCACAAUUGAAAACAGUGACCAUUUGUGGAAACAUCACUGUUUAACUGUAAGAGCUGUCUGUCAGCGAGAGAUAGACUUUGAUCGAGGAAAUGGAUAUUCAUGGAAGGUCACUCUACUGAGAAACUACUGGAAAAGCAAAGUGAAGCAUGAAUGGCUCAGUGGAAAAUAUAGCAACAUUCAUUCACGCUGUGGCUUACCAGAAAAAAGCAUGUAUCCUAUGGAUGCUGAUACAUGGGGAGAAAUACUAGAAGCAGAACUGGAGAGAUGAGAAACCAGACAUGAAUCUUAAAUAGCAAGAAAUGGCACAGAAAUGACUGUUCUACUGUAAAUAUUUAGCCAUUUACACCAGUGACACUUGCAAAUAUCUAGUAGAAAUGUCACUGAAAAAAAAGGUAUAAAUAUGGAGAUUUUUGUUUUGCACUUUAUCAGAGCAGCUUGUUGUAAAAACCCUAAAUAAGAUAAACUAUACAAUGUAA